Molecule: messenger RNA, 1679 nt
Organism: Penaeus indicus
Lineage: Eukaryota; Metazoa; Arthropoda; Malacostraca; Decapoda; Penaeidae
Product: 2-oxoglutarate and iron-dependent oxygenase domain-containing protein 2-like
Exons: 8
Coding region: 84-1082 (332 amino acids)
Molecular function (GO): oxidoreductase activity, acting on paired donors, with incorporation or reduction of molecular oxygen; iron ion binding; L-ascorbic acid binding
Source: RefSeq, a predicted model, not a curated record
AAACGAGCGUGUUCCGCCUCGCCUUCCGUCAGGGAAACUGCAUUACACCGGCGUUUUGCUCUAGUAAGGAGAACACACUGAGAAUGCAGUUUUAUAUGUGCGGAUGCUUCUUCAGUGCCAACCUUUUCAUCAAGGAAUACAAAAUGCAUGUCACCUUUCAUGGAAGAGACAAAUUCUUAAGCGAGUAUGGAGAGCUCCUGCAGGCAAAAGGUUGCAGCAAUCCUGAAGAUCUUGUCCAGGAGUUAGAGGAGGAAGUCUUACGGCGACAGAAGUUGCAGGAGGAAAGUUGGGGGCGGCGGCAGCUAGUGGCCAGCCAAUACACGCAGCUCAAUCCACACAUCUUUACUUUGCAGGCAUCUUUCUUGGAUCCCAAGUUCCAGGAAUUGGUUAGUUUUGCUCAAGAGGCCAGCCAGGACAGCAAUGCAAUAAUCAGCCAAAUGCAGAGUCACCAGAGUCGCAUCUACUCCUUUCCAGUCUUCACCCAUGAGUUCUGCCGCCAAUUGCUGCAGGAGGUCGUCAACUUCGAAGAAUCACCUCUUCCUAAAGGACGUCCCAAUACUAUGAACCAGUAUGGGAUCAACUUGGGAGAACUGGGGUUUGACGGCUUCAUCACCAGACUCCGUGAGGAUUAUUUAAGCCACUUGACACGGCUCUUGUAUCCCGACUGGGGUGGAGAUGCCCUAGACUCACACAAGGCAUUCAUUGUCACUUACAAGGAGGGAAUGGAUGUAGAACUUGGGUAUCACUAUGAUAAUGCAGAAGUGACCAUUAACAUCUCCCUAAACGAAGACUAUAGUGAUGGCGACCUCUAUUUUGGGCCCCUGAGAACAGAGACAUCCUCUCGCCGCAUAGGGUACUCCCACCAGCUGGGCCACGGAUUGCUGCACUUGGGCCAGCAGCUUCAUGGUGCACUGCCCAUCACGCAGGGGACAAGGUACAAUUUAAUUAUAUGGAUGCGGUCAUCAUGUGUGAGGAACCAUCUGUGCCCCAUGUGCAAUCAAGAACCCUCACUGGUGCCUGUGAAGAAUGGCUUUGGCGACGGAUUCACUGCCAAGACGGUGGAUGUUUGUAGCACUAGUUAGUCAACCAAAGAUAUACAUUGUUAAGACAUAUCUGCUGAAUAUGGUUGCCCUAAAUAGUAUAUACAUAACACAUUUGAACCUUUGGCUUCUGUAUGACAGCCAUGUAUCUAUGUCUUUCUUCAUUUUUAAGGUACUACAGAUAUGGGACUUUGUUUACUUUUGGAUGUGCUUCUGUCAUUCAAAUUGGCAUUAGUAACUGUGACAGUCAUGUCAUAAUUAACAGUUAGGAAAUGCAAAUCACUAAACCACAAAGCAUUGCUUCUUAUAGUGUCACAGUUUAUGUGCCUCUUGAACCCUAAAUCAUUUUUAUAGUAUUCAGCUCCUCUUAUGAAAGGAGAGAGAAACAUUUUGUGAGGAACUGGGUUUUUGGGAUAGAUUAUUGUUACCUAAUUUGUAAUGUAGAUUGAUUCUGUUUUGUUUAUAUUUCAUACCAUGCAUUGUCCAUGCAUUGUAUAUCCAUAUGUUACUGUGAUUAAAACUGUGUGCCUUUCAAGUUGACAUUCAAAUUGAUAAUUAAUGUUAUUCCCAUUAGUAUUUUCUAGUCAGAAUUUGCAUAUUAUGAAUCAUAUAUAAAAUAUAUAUAUAUAUACAUUGUUA